UCGAAGUCUUGCUGUGCCAAUUACUUAUUCCCAUACAUACAUUCAAACAUUCGGUCAUCUCUCGUUGCCAUCCGUUCAGCUUCAAAGAAAAAGGGGUCGAUUGUUUCCGAGUCUUACUUUUAAUCCUUCCUCACGAUGGCUUUUUUCGCCAAGGAUCCCCGAACGAGCAUGAUGCUGGGUGGCGGCCAGAGGACCACCGGUGCUGAUGUCCGACAAGAAAACGUUACCGCCGUCAUGUCCGUUGCCCACGUACUCAAAUCGAGUUUAGGACCUGUUGGACUCGACAAAAUGAUGGUCGACGAUAUCGGUGACAUGACCAUCACCAAUGAUGGCGCGACUAUUCUUUCCCUCCUAGAAGUCGAUCAUCCAGCCGGUCGGAUAUUGGUAGAACUCGCGCAACAGCAAGAUAAGGAAGUUGGCGAUGGAACCACCUCAGUAGUCAUCAUCGCGGCAGAGCUACUCAAGAGGGCAAACGACCUGAUCAAAAAUAAAAUUCAUCCAACCACCAUCAUCAAUGGUUACCGUCUAGCCUGCAAAGAAGCCAUCAAGCACAUUCAAGAUCAACUAGCCAUCAAGGUCGAUACCCUUGGAAAGGACUGUCUAAUCAACAUUGCUAAGACGAGUAUGUCCAGCAAAAUCAUUGGAUCCGAUGAUGACUUUUUUGCUCAGCUUGCGGUGGAUGCAAUGCUUGCUGUCAAGACCAUUAAUCCUCGUGGUGAGAUCAAAUACCCAGUGAAGGCAGUCAACAUCCUCAAGGCGCAUGGGAAGAGUGCAUUAGAAUCGAUCUACGUCAAGGGUUACGCUUUGAACUGUACCGUCGCAAGUCAAGCUAUGAAGAAAGGUGUCUCGCCAGCCAAAAUCGCUUUGUUGGAUAUGAAUCUGCAAAAAACUCGCAUGCAUCUAGGCGUUCACAUUACUAUCGAUGAUCCUGAGGAGUUAGAGCAGAUCCGACGCCGGGAAUCCGAAAUUACACUUGAGAAAGUUCGAAUGAUUCUCAAAUCAGGAGCGAACGUGAUCUUGACUACUGGUGGUAUCGAUGAUUUGUGUUUGAAAGAAUUUGUCGAAGCUGGUGCGAUGGCAGUCAGGCGAUGCAAGAAGGAAGACUUACGCAGGAUCGCUCGUUGCACUGGGGGUAACCUCGUCAGCUCACUUGCUACCCUGGAUGGAGAUGAAGCUUUCAAUCCUUUGGAUUUGGGAGCUUGUGAGGAGGUCGUCCAAGAGAGGAUCAGUGACGAUGAACUGAUUUUGAUCAAGGGGACAAAACUCCAUAGCUCUGCAUCUGUCAUUCUCAGAGGUGCAAAUGAUUACAUGCUGGAUGAGAUGGAGCGUGCUUUACACGACUCACUAUGCGUUAUUAAAAGGACGCUGGAGAGUGGCAAAGUGGUUCCGGGCGGUGGUGCAGUAGAAGCUGCUUUAAGCAUAUAUCUGGAGAACUUUGCAACAACCUUGGGAUCCCGAGAGCAGCUUGCGAUUGCCGAGUUUGCCGCAUCUAUGCUGGUAAUUCCCAAGACACUCGCCACAAAUGCAGCGAAAGACUCGACAGACCUUGUUGCCAAGCUUCGGGCGUUCCACAACCUGUCUCAAACUUGCCCGAAGGGAGACCCGAAAAAGCAGUUGAAGUAUUUCGGACUGAAUUUGUAUGAAGGCAAAGUGGUUGACAAUGUCAAGUUGGGUGUCAUUGAGCCGAUGAUGAGCAAAAUUAGGAUGCUCAAAAGUGCUUUGGAGGCUUGCACUGCUCUAUUAAGGAUUGAUGACCGAAUUGUAGUUCCAAAGGAAGAACGAGGUGGGGGUGAUCCUCAUGACGAUUGCUAAACCAGACAUUAUUUCCAAUUAUGUUCGAACAAAAAAAAAUGAGACCAAGAAAACAAGGAUGUAUUACCUUAUCGUAUGCUGGACUAACAUGAUUAUAUUACACAUGAUAGAUCUACCUCCCACAUCCCUCAUCAGCCUCAACCAGAGACGUCGUGAAGAUAUUUUCAAGCUGCGCAGUUUGUCGAGCGGUCCUUUCAUAAUACAUCAUUCCGCAUUUCUGAUGAGCUUAGUUAUUUAUACUGCUGAUCUACCAAUACUAGAAUGUGCGGAUGGCUCAGCCGUGCAGCUGCAUUGGGCUUGUACAAUUGCCUGAAACCAGAGUGUCUGAAACUACCUGGAAGGGUGUCAUUUUUGCGCGACAUCAGCCUUAUAACGGCGAGGCCAGCCUUGCGAGAUGUGCCAUGGGAAU
This is a messenger RNA of Puccinia graminis f. sp. tritici CRL 75-36-700-3, 2221 nucleotides long. Its product is annotated as T-complex protein 1 subunit alpha. The transcript is spliced from 10 exons. Lineage: Eukaryota; Fungi; Basidiomycota; Pucciniomycetes; Pucciniales; Pucciniaceae. Gene Ontology annotation, molecular function: ATP-dependent protein folding chaperone; ATP hydrolysis activity; ATP binding. The coding region runs from base 136 to 1812 and encodes 558 amino acids. Gene Ontology annotation, biological process: protein folding. Gene Ontology annotation, cellular component: chaperonin-containing T-complex. The record is from RefSeq and is a predicted model, not a curated record.